CUCAAUUCUCCCACGCCUCUCUAUUUCUUCUUUUUUUCCGGGUUGAUACUUUUUUCCAGAGUCUAGAACCAGUUCCCCAACUUCGAUUUUCCCAUUCGACUCUGACACUCAUGGCCGGAGGACACAGACUAACCGCAGGACUCAAUAAGCCCAUUGUACUUCUCAUUGUCAUAGCUGGCGUGGAGAGGUUUGCAUUCAAGGGUGUGGCGUCCAAUUUGGUGACUUAUCUUACUGAUGUUGUUAAAAUGACCAACUCGUCGGCGGCGAAGAUGGUUAACAGUUGGUGCGGUUUUACGUCUAUGGUGCCGCUGGUAGUGGCUCCGCUUGCUGACUCUUACUGGGACCGGUAUACCACCGUACAAUCUGCUGCCUUGCUCUAUGCUUUGGGACUCGUAAUGUUAGCGUCUACGGCGCUGGGAUGGCUUUUGAUUCCGAUAGGCAAAGUUAGCUCCUCGGCACUCCUUCACUGGUCUCUCUAUCUGAUUUCACUAGGCCAAGGUGGGUAUAACCCUUCCUUGCAAGCCUUUGGAGCUGAUCAGCUGGACGAUGGGGAUGAAUUACCUAGCAACAAAACUGACCACAGUUCUGAUAAGAAGAGAUUAUUUUUCCAGUGGUGGUACUACGGCAUUUGUUGUGGCAGCUUGCUUGGAGUCUCCCUCAUGUCAUAUAUCCAAGAUACUCUGGGAUGGGGAUUGGGAUUUGCCAUCCCUGCAAUUUCAUUUCUAGCGUCCAUUGCAAUAUUUUUAUUGGGGAACCGGUUUUAUAAGCAUAAGAAGGCCAAGAAUGUCGAUAACAAGUCGACGGAAAACAUGAUACAAACAGUCAAAACAACUCUAUCAAGGAUGUUCUGCGGCAAGAUUGAUUUGGAUAGAAACUCAGAUGUGGCUGAGCUAGAACUCCAGGAGAAACCACUCUUUGACGCAGAUCCUGAAGGAAUGGAAGGCUUGUAUGAGAAAUCUGAGAAUGAGAAUCAUCUUGUUCAAAUUGCAAAAAUGGUGCUGCCUCUGCUGCCAGUUUGGACCAUGCUUCUGAUGUUUGCUGUGAUUUUUCAGCAACCUCCAACAUUCUUUACCAAACAAGGCAUGACGAUGAAGAGGAAUAUCGGCAGCAAAUUCAAGAUCCCACCAGCAGCACUUCAAAGUGCAAUAACCGUCUCUAUUAUCCUCUUGAUGCCUUUGUAUGACAUCCUCUUCAUACCCUUAACCCGAAUCCUCACUCAAAAUGAGAAAGGAAUCAGCGUGAUACAGAGGAUGGGAAUUGGAAUGUUUUUGUCGGUGAUAGCCAUGGUGAUUGCUGCUUUAACUGAAAGGAAGAGGCUUGAGCUGAGCAGACAAAUGGUAGCUUCUGAUCUGCUGUCUGAAACCGUACCAUUGAGCAUCUUUUGGCUGCUUCCUCAAUACAUUUUGCUGGGCAUUUCUGAUAUAUUCACGGUCGUAGGCAUGCAAGAGUUCUUCUAUUCUGAGGUUCCUCUCAGAUUUAGAACAAUGGGUAUAGCUCUGUAUACCAGCGUCUUCGGGGUAGGAAGCUUCUUAAGCGCCCUGCUUAUUUCUCUGGUUGAACGCUUCACAAGUUCCGGUGGAAGAGAAAACAGUUGGUUCAAUGAUGACAUGAGAAAUUCCCGUCUAGACAACUACUACUGGCUGCUAGCCAUACUCGAUUCUGUAAGCUUCGUAGGAUUUGUAAUUUUCUUUAGAUUCCAUAAAAGUAGAAUAUGACCGGUCAGCUCAGUUGUAGCCAAGUUCGCAUUGUAUCAAACGAAGUUGUAUUCAG
Messenger RNA from Coffea eugenioides, 1770 nucleotides. RefSeq names its product protein NRT1/ PTR FAMILY 5.9-like. Gene Ontology annotation, biological process: transmembrane transport. Gene Ontology annotation, molecular function: transmembrane transporter activity. The record is from RefSeq and is a predicted model, not a curated record. Bases 111 to 1715 code for a protein of 534 amino acids. Lineage: Eukaryota; Viridiplantae; Streptophyta; Magnoliopsida; Gentianales; Rubiaceae. The transcript is spliced from 4 exons. Gene Ontology annotation, cellular component: membrane.